Molecule: messenger RNA, 4569 nt
Organism: Mastomys coucha (southern multimammate mouse)
Lineage: Eukaryota; Metazoa; Chordata; Mammalia; Rodentia; Muridae
Gene: Il12rb2
Product: interleukin 12 receptor subunit beta 2
Exons: 17
Coding region: 653-3274 (873 amino acids)
Biological process (GO): cytokine-mediated signaling pathway
Cellular component (GO): external side of plasma membrane; signaling receptor complex; membrane
Molecular function (GO): cytokine receptor activity; cytokine binding
Source: RefSeq, a predicted model, not a curated record
CGAGGGCCAGGCACCCCUGCCUGGACACUUCUCUUGGCCACUGCACCGGAGGACCAAGCUGCCGCGUGGAUUCCAACCAUGGCGCCGCGCUAAGCUAGCAGGUGCCGGGAUCCCUCUCCGCGUCCUGUGCUCGGGAAAAGCUCUGGAAGCUAGAGGUGGACUGAAAAGAAAGGCGCAACCAGAGAGGGGUUGAAGGCAGAUCACUCGCAGCAUGGUGCACCUGGGAAAUACAGUCACAUCUGGGAUUUCUUCUUCCGUCCUAUCCUGGGGCCUUUAUCAUCAUCCCAUGGUACCAGCAUCUCCACAAUUUUGGGGUCUCCACUGAAACUGAGUUGCACCUUCUGGGCUUUCUUUGAGGACUCUCAUCCUGCCAUUUUGUGCCAAGUCUCAGCAGCCUGAACACAACAAGAUACCCAGCCCAUUCUUGGCCUCUGCUCAUCCCCAAGAUGAUUCACUGAGAUGGGAGGCAGAAAGUGUCAAUGAUUCUUCAGUUUCUUAGUUUUACAGUGUUAACAAUAUGCUUAUAGGAAACAAUUGUGCUUGAGUUGUUCUGGAAGGUUGUGGUUCCACUAGUUUCUGAAUGUGCUUAACAUAAAUGAAUUUGUCUUCUUUUACAAGGAGAAGGAGAGUUGCAUUCUGGAGUUGACUGCUCAUGGCACACACUGUUAGAGAAUGCUCAUUGGCACUUAUUUUUUUGUUCAUGUGGCUGUUGAUUAAAGCAAAUAUAGAUGUGUGCAAGCUUGGCACCGUGACUGUCCAGCCUGCCCCUGUGAUUCUACUUGGGUCAGCUGCCAAUAUUUCCUGCUCUUUGAAUCCCAAACAAGGCUGUUCGCAUCAUCCCAGUUCUAAUGAAUUAAUCCUCUUAAAGUUUGUCAAUGAUGUCCUUGUCGAAAAUCUACAUGGCAAAAAAGUCCAUGACCACACUGGUCACUCCUCUACUUUUCAGGUCACCAACCUGUCCCUUGGUAUGACCUUGUUUGUCUGCAAGCUAAACUGUAGCAACUCUCAAAAGACACCAAUGCAAGUGUGUGGGGUGGAGAUCUCAGUUGGUGUUGCUCCGGAACCACCUCAAAACAUAACAUGUGUCCAGGAAGGAGAACAUGGAUCUGUGGCCUGCUCCUGGAACUCUGGAAAAAUCACUUAUCUGAAAACCAAUUACAUUUUACAGUUAAGUGGACCAAACAAUCUGACCUGGCAGAAACAAUGUUACUCUGACAAUCGUCAGAAUUGUAAUCGUCUGGAUCUUGGGAUCAAUCUAACCCCCGAUUUAGCUGAAUCCAGGUUCAUAGUCCUUGUUACUGCCACCAAUGAUCUUGGAAAUUCUUCUUCACUUCCGCAUAUGUUCACGUUCUUGGACAUAGUGAGCCCUCUUCCUCCUUGGGACAUCAGAAUCAACUUUCUAAAUGCUUCUGGGAGCAGAUGUACACUGCAGUGGGAAGAUGAGGGACAAGUGGUACUCAAUCGACUCAGAUACCAGCCUCUUAACAGCACAUCCUGGAAUAUGGUUCAUGCUACAAAUGCCAAAGGAAGAUAUGACCUGCAAGGUCUGAGACCAUUUACGGAAUAUGAAUUUCAGAUCUCCUCUAAGCUACAUCUCUCUGAAGGAAGUUGGAGUAAUUGGAGUGAGUCACUGAGAACACGAACACCAGAGGAAGAGCCUGUUGGGACAUUAGACAUCUGGUACAUGAAACAAGACAUCGACUAUGACAGACAGCAGAUUUCUCUUUUUUGGAAGAGUCUGAAUCCAUCAGAGGCAAGGGGGAAGAUCCUCCACUAUCAGGUGACCUUACAAGAGGUGAUGAAGAAAAUGACACUGCAGAAUACUACAAGACACACCUACUGGACCGGGAUCAUCCCCAGAACUGGGGCUUGGUCUGCAUCUGUGUCUGCAGCCAACUCAAAAGGUGCUUCUGCACCCACUCUCAUUAACAUAGUGGAGCUGUGUGGCACUGGGUUGCUGGCUCCUCACCAGGUCUCCAUAAAGUCAGAGAACAUGGACAACAUUAUGGUGACCUGGCAGCCUCCUAGGAUAGCUGCUUCCACUGUUCGGGAGUACAUAGUGGAAUGGAGGGCUCUCCAACCAGGGAGUAACAUGAAGUUUUCCCCACACUGGCUGCGGAUCUCCCCCUACAACACGUCUGCUCUGAUUUCAGAGAACAUAAAGCCCUAUAUCUGUUACGAAAUCUGGGUUCAUGCACUGUCAGAGGACCAAGGAGGGUGCAGCUCCAUCCGGGGUGACUCCAGGCACAAAGCACCACUGAGUGGCCCUCAUAUCACUGCCAUCACAGAGAAAAAGGAAAGCCUCUUUAUUUCCUGGACCCACAUUCCAUUUCCGGAGCAAAGGGGCUGCAUCCUCCGUUACAGAAUAUACUGGAAAGAACGAGACUCUGGAGCACCACCUGAGCUCUGUGAAAUUCAGUACAGACACUCUCAAAACUCACAUCCAAUAAGCAGCCUACAGCCCAGGGUGACAUAUGUCCUAUGGAUGACAGCUGUGACAGCUGCUGGUGAAAGUCCCCAAGGAAAUGAAAGGGAAUUUUGUCCACAGGGCAAAGCCAACUGGAAAACAUUUGUGAUAUCAAGCAUUGGCAUCGCUAUCAUCAUGGUGGGCACGUUCUCAAUUCGUUACUUUCGGCAAAAGGCAUUUACUCUCCUUUCUACUCUCAAGCCUCAAUGGUAUAGCAGAACCAUUCCAGAUCCAGCAAAUAGCACUUGGGUAAAGAAGGAUCCCAUUAUGGAGGAGAUCCAGCUACCUACGGAUAAUCUCCUGAUGGCCUGGCCCACUCCUGAAGAGCCUGAGCCCCUGAUCAUCAAUGAAGUCCUCUACCAAAUGAUUCCAGUCAUCAGACAAUCCUAUUGCUUCAAAAGAGGACAAGGGUUCCAAGGUUACUCUACCUCCAAGGAAGACACAAUAUAUAUUGCCAACAAUCCACAAGCUACAGGAACUCUCACAGCUGAGACAAGACAAUUAGUGAACCUAUACAAGGUGCUAGGAAGCAGGGACCCUGAUUCAAAAUUGGGCAACCUGACCAGCCCCUUGACAGUCACCCCAGUGAACUACCUUCCUAGCCAUGAAGGCUAUUUACCCUCCAACAUAGAAGACCUACCACCACAUGAGGCUGAUCCAACUGAUUCUAUAGACCUGGAGCAUCAACAUAUUUCUCUUUCCAUUUUUGCAUCAAGUUCUCUCCGCCCACUCACCUUCUGUGGUGAGAGGCUGACUCUAGAUCGGUUAAAGAUGGGCUAUGACUCCCUUAUGAGUAAUGAGGCUUGAUACUCAAUGUACCCCAUAGUAGAAUUACAAGGGCAGCACAAUAUAUUUGUCCAGUUCCUACUCCAAUGGUCACGAUAUUUAGUAGUAUCAGGCCUAUCUAUAGCUUCAGGACAGUGCUGACAAACCAGCUGCCUCAGCUUCACCAAAGGGACUUAAGACUAAUGGAUAAGGAAGUAAGACACCAACACUGAUAAUCAUAAAUAUAGAAGGGGCCCCAAGAUAGGCUGAUCAGUUUUCUCUCUCUCCAAUACCCCCCUCACACUCACUCACACACACACACAGAGAGAGAGAGAGAGAGAGAGAGAGAGAGAGAGAGAGAGACAGACAGGUGUUUCACCUUUAACUUCUGUCAAUCACUAUCAGCUUGAUGGAGAAUUGCCUCUGUGCUCUUACUCCAUUUAAUCAUGUGCUGCCUUCAACAUCACUUAUGUCUGGUCUAAAACAUCAAUCUACAAGAACUGUGACUUUGCUGUUUCUUCCUAGCUAUGGCCUGAUUCAGCAGGCUCUCCUAUCAUACUACUGGCAAAGUCCAGUGCCACUUGAAAGGUCCAAGACAGUUUUUUCUUAAAAUAUCAACCCUGAUUAUCUCCACCCCAUCCUCUCCAGUAACACUACUUCUCUGUUUAGUAUUUUCAUUUAACAUAGUAUCUAUUGCAAAUCUGUACUUCCUUUCCUAACCUAACAAAUUAGCAAUGUGUCCAUAUAACCCAGUCCUAUCAAUUGUUCUCAUCUUUUGUUUACCAAACUUCCUAUGCACCUAGAAACUGAAGCUAUUAGUUUGCACAUAAACAUCCUUAGUCGACUGCCAUGACAAGGCUACCUUUUCUCAGGCCAAUUUACUAGUAAUGUAGUAAAUUACUGCUGUACUUACUCUUGUUGGAUUUUCUAUUCCCUCAAAGCCUUAGGUGAUAUUUAAUUCCUCUUGUCAAGGUUUCUCAACUAAAAGAUCUAUGUAAGGCUGAAAGCCUCUUCCACUCUUUCCUUCGUAAGAUUCUCUUAAACCUUAGUAUUAUACUACAAUCAACUUAGCAAGCGCUUCCCAGUAUAGUGCCUAGUUGUGUCACCUGUCAUCACUGUUCAGCUGGCUUGCUUCCCACCCUCUACUCUAGCACAAGCUUUUGAAGGAACUACUGAAACAUUAACACGUGGUGAAUUUAUCACUUUGCCUGAUAGAUCUCUCAAUGAAUGUCAGAGGACUGUAUAAUGGUCAGGAAAAGUCCUGACCAUUCCAAGUAAUUUCUGUGAUUUCUUGCAAAACGUCUUCCCUUGAUCUGCAGAUAAAACUCCAAAUACAG